AUGUGGUAUAGGAUUUCUGAUAAACGAGCACGCUCUUCCAAAGAAGCGAGGGCCACCAACGAACCAGCGUGUAGAGACGAGACUGACUGCCAAUCGUCGACGUCCAUAUCACUUUUCCUGGGAGUACCAUGGAGCGAAUACCGAAGUUUCAUGGGAGAAGAGCAGGCGGAAAGUAAAAUGGUCACUCAUGAGCAUCGCAUUCAAUCUCUCGUCACGAUCAGAGAAAGGAAGCUAUUGCCUGAAGACAGACCCGACUGCCAGGAAGAGGUGAACCAAAGCGGAGAGGCCCAUUUCCUUGUCCAUGAAGAUAUGGAUGCGUCUCAUGUAUCUCUGGAAGAUAUUGAAGACAGUCCAAGCGAGCCCAGGAACGGAUUCGAUAUCGCUGCUCUUUGCAAGCAGGCAGGAUCUUCCUACUUUUCACAAGCACCAGAAUGA
Blastomyces gilchristii SLH14081 is the source of this 435-nucleotide messenger RNA. RefSeq lists its product as uncharacterized. Bases 1 to 435 code for a protein of 144 amino acids. The record is from RefSeq and is a predicted model, not a curated record. NCBI's taxonomy places the organism in Eukaryota, Fungi, Ascomycota, Eurotiomycetes, Onygenales, Ajellomycetaceae. The transcript has 2 exons.